AUGCUACCAUCCUCAUCGUCUCCCCUCGGGGAGUUAGCGUCAUUGCAAGAGAAAACUUGCUUUUUAUUUCGGUGGAUAUCCUUAAAGGUGUUGGGCCAAUCUUUUAACCCUAAAUUUUUAUAUCCUGUCGUUGAAAAUGAUGAGGGAGUAUGGGAACUAAAUCACUCCUUCAUAGUCGGGUUAUCGUCUUAUGAACUUUACAGUGGAAUCAGCCAAAUAAUUGAAUUCAAUUCUUCUCCUAACGAUUUUUCUAGUUUACUUGGGGAAUUGGCAAAUUUAUGUGGUGGCCGAAGAUUGGUUCUUGAUUCAGCCGUUCUCGAAUCAUAUGCACAUGAAUUGCUGGAACUGACGAAAGAUAGACCAGUGUGUUACAAGGGUGAAUUCCAAAAUUCUCAUAUCGUCCAGCCAAGUGAUUUAAUAUAUCCUCAUAUCGAAAUGCAACGUGGUGAUUAUUCACAAGCUGCUGACCAACUGAAUCUCAUCUGGUUAGCAUCACAUAUUGCUUUAAUCGAAAUGAUUUUACGGAUUUAUUUAUUGAAGUUGAUUACACCGGCGAAGUUGGUCAGUGCUUUAAGUACAAUAGCUGGAUGUCAAGUAAAUGAGCGUGCAAUAAAAGGACUUCAAGGUGCUGAUGGAGCUUUAUUUUGGCUGGUUACAGUCGCUGCUAGAACAGUCACAAUUUUAGGCAUAAAUGAUUGUACAGAAUGGUUGAUUAAUCAUUUGAUUAAUGAAGAUAAGUCGAACGAUUCGCAUUCACCUGCAUCAUCUUGUGAUUCAGCAAAUACCAUAAAUACAGACUCUUUAAAAGAGUCAGCGGAUAUAUUCUUAAGAGGUUUAGCAAUGGCGAAUCUUGUCGCGUUGUCAUUUCACUUUUAUUGUCCUGAACUAGCUCCAGCUGAAGAUUUUUUGUUUAAUUUUCUACCAACUGGAGAAAUGGAACAAGCAGCUUCACAUCAUAAUGCACGUGCGAUUGCAUCAGUAUGUCAACAAAAUUCAGAUUUACACAAUGUUAUAUUUUUAAUGCCUGAUUCAUGCAAUGGGAAUACAAUACGUUUCAAUGAUUCAUGUUCAACAACACUCAGUGCGUUGAAUCUAUUGGGAUUUUGUUCACAAGGCUUGGCUAGAUCCCCGACACAUCGACGUUUACAGCAUGCAGCAAUGGCUGGUGAACUUUUUGUCUGGUUCACAUCACGUGUACCAAGUCGGGAAGUGAAUUCAUUGUUACUGGCUGGUGUAAAUUAUAAGGCUAAUCAGUCUAAAGUAACUACCAGUAAAUCAGAUAUAAACAAAAAAGAAUUCAAUGAAUCAAUAAAUUUAGUAAGUGAUACUGAUGAGAAUCAAAUGAUCGACAUGAUACCAUUAGAUCGAGUAACUACACCAAUAAACAGUGAUUGUACAUCAGUAUCUGGUAGAGCAACUUAUCGGUUAGAUGAAAAUGUACUAAAGCGUGGAACACAACUACAACAACACCAACACCAACAGCAAGCCGGUAAUUUUAACCGAUCAAAAACAAUACGGUUAAAUAGAAAUCAAUCUGAUGUUGAAAAAUUACAUCUUAGACUUAAUGAACUGUCAACUAAUCAGUUGGUAAAUUCAAAAACAGGAGGGAUAUUUCUUCCUGAGUCUAAACAACACAAUAUAUCAAUAAAUUAUCAAGAAACUUUAGGUCAAAUGAAUGAUCAAGGUCAACCACCAGCAAAAUGGAAUCCAUUGGAAGCGUUAUUUAGACCAUCUGAAGGGAGUGAAUCCCCUGAAGUAUUUACCAAUAUCCCAUCUACUGAAAAUCAUGUAGCUGAAACAGAAAGUAUUGAACAUCGUACUUCAGAAGUGAUGCCUAGUUGUUCAAUAUCUGAUUAUUGGCCACCAAAUACACCUCAGUGUACUAAACUGAACGCACAAGUUACAAAUAUUCGAAACACUGAUUGCAUCAAUUCACCAAAUUCUGUCUAUCCUAAUGGUUAUCCUAACACAGAAAAUAUAAUGUGGGUUAAAAGUCCUGAAUUUGUCGAGGAUGCACCACACAGACAACAUAGAAGAUCACUAUCGCAUAGUGAAAUGUUCCCUGCUUACUCAUCAUUUCAUCAUAAAAAUUAUCCAGUGCCUACGGUGCAAGCAUUUGGAACUUACAAUGAUUUUGAAAGGCUGAACCAAAACACGAAUCAAUACUACAAAGGCCACCAUCAUCACCAUACUAAUAGUUUUUCUAGAUCACACAAAACAUAUUCUCGUAAAAAGUGUCAUUCAAAGCACUGUAGUGCGCAUUGUGUUGAUGGUUACUCAGAUUCUGACAUAAAUGCAAGAUAUUACAGGAAACAGGUUGUGAAACAUGCUUCAUCUGAUUGUUUGAGCAGUUCAGAAGAAAGUGGCGACAGUGAUGUCAGUAAUCCAUAUCAAACCUUACAUGAAGGUUAUCUCAAUCAUCAGCAUUGUCAAUGCUGUGCUUUUUUGAUGGACAAAAAGGAGAUAAGAGGAAAACUGACUCGAAAUAAAGUAAGACAGUCUUGUCGUUCUGGACGAAGUGUACGAAGACGACAAAAUAUACCAGAGAAAACAAAUCAACCCUACUUUUAUGCUUCUCCUUCUUUCCAAAAUCAAUUUCAUUGUAUGUAUCCUUAUGAGCCCCCAAAUCAGGCUAUUUCUAAUAUCCAUUGUGUAUCUCAUGCUCCGGUCCAACCAACUUGGAUUCGAUCUCCAUAUAUGAUGAAUACACUAAAUUCAGGUUCCUUGUAUAUGUCUAAUGAGCCCACACUUUUAGGGUCACCACAAUAUCCAGCACAAUAUCCACCACAAAAUGACAGAAGUCCUAUGACUGUCCCACAGUCUAUCGGUACACACACAUUACAGACGCCUGACUCAAGAAAUCAAGAUACACCAUCAACAGAGGCAAGUGAUCUUCAUGUAAAUACAACUAAAGAAUCGAUCACACCAUGUGAAGUGAUCAGCUUACAAACAAAUGAAUCUAUGCCUAUUCCAAGACCCAGUAUACCAAACCAAUCAGAGUUCAGAUCAAAUCCAGUUGAACAACAUAGACCCGAAUUAAAUCAUAUUGAAGAAAUAAGUGCAACUGUAACAGCCACUUCCUCAGAAAUUAAAAUACCUGUAUCCUAUUCUCAAGCUCAAUCAUUUUUCAUUCCUUUUGGAUUAAAUUCUUCUAAUGUAUCAACUACAUUUCAUCAUCCUAAACACAAUUUCAAGUCAAGAUAUUCUUCUUCAAGUAAAUCAAGAAAACAAUCCUUAACAGAUCAACCUUUGAACGAAUUAAAGCAUAAUGAUACUUCUGAUACUCAAAUAAAUAAUUCUAGUCAAGAGAAUUCAGAUAAAAGCCAUGCAAGAACUUCUACAGAACAGCUAGAGGAGCAUAUUUCAUCUAGUCCAAAUAGAAUAACGUCCAGUUCGGAUGCUAUAGAAAAAUUAAACAAUGAUGCGCACACACCUACUUCUCAGUAUGCAGAUAACAAUGAACCAAAUCACCACGGGAAAGAAACAACACAAGAACGCAUUCUUCCGAGGAGAAACAGUAUCUUACCAAGCUAUUUAGAGAAGAGAUCUCUGAAAGCAAGUGAAAAAGAAACACGCAAUUCAGAUGAAUCUAGACCGCCAUCUGGGAAAUCAGAAAAUGUAGCAGAUAUUCAAAAAUGUUCCAUUCAAACAAAUAACAAUCAUGUGAACAAAUCAAAAGUGUUCCCUGUUCAUCAAAGAAGAACAGCUAGUGUUUCUAGGACUAUAGGUGUUGUAAAACCAAAUAUUAAUGGAGUCAACAGAAGACAUACACAAGAUGAACUGUCUCUAUUGGAUGUUAAAUCUCAAGUGAAUAGUUCUGAAGAUGGGAUGUCAAGUGAUUUGAAAUUAUUCGUUCAGUUACAGACAAAGUCUAAUCGUCGAGCUAUUGCUAACGCAUUGAAUUAUUGUUGUUUAGCUGGACCAGUAAAUGAAAGUAUGAAGCGGACAGCACUAGAAGCACUUGGAUGUUCUGAUGGCAAACAUUUUAUGAUUCUACUGAAAAGUCAUUGUCAAUACAGUGGAUUAUACAACUUUUCGCCUAUUAUUGAAAUAGCUAUGCGUAUCAGUGGGACAGGACCUAGUAAAAUUGAAAAUAAUAUGGUAGAUAAAUACUACAAAUAUGAUAGUGGAUUGAAACGAUUUGUAGAAAUCAAUUCGACUUCUCAUUUGUCUACUGUUGUUGAUGCAAUCCUAUUACAUGGAAGGAGACGUAACUCUACAAAAUCAUAUACAGCACAUACAACAAGUUCAUCGAAAUGUCCUUUGCAUACAAAAUAA
This is a messenger RNA of Trichobilharzia regenti, 4278 nucleotides long. The record is from the annotation of a GenBank genome assembly. Lineage: Eukaryota; Metazoa; Platyhelminthes; Trematoda; Strigeidida; Schistosomatidae.